This is a messenger RNA of Anopheles coluzzii, 4642 nucleotides long. It is a transcript of the gene Fim, whose product is annotated as plastin-1. The record is from RefSeq and is a predicted model, not a curated record. The transcript has 6 exons. Gene Ontology annotation, molecular function: actin filament binding; calcium ion binding. Lineage: Eukaryota; Metazoa; Arthropoda; Insecta; Diptera; Culicidae. Gene Ontology annotation, cellular component: actin filament; cytoplasm; actin filament bundle. Gene Ontology annotation, biological process: actin filament bundle assembly; actin filament network formation. The coding region runs from base 445 to 2619 and encodes 724 amino acids.
UCUCCUCGAGAGUCUUUAGCCAACAAACGGUAACUGAACACGUUUCACGCUGUGUGUUUUUACGAUCUAAGAACUAGCAACCAAACGCUUCCAACAAACGCUGCAGCAUCAAAAUUUACAGUGCAAUUCGUCAGAUGGCAUAUGAGUGAGCUGUUGUUUUUAAAAGAAAAAAAAGAAGCAAUAAGGCAAAUAACGUAAAUAAAGUUGUGUACGCGCAAUACUACACACGCCACCAAACCUCGGAGGCACAACACAUAAGCAGUAGUAUAAAAAUAAAAGCGAUCGCCGAGUGCGUGUGUGUGUGAGAGUGAUAUUUAGUGUGGUGUGUGUGCCUGUGUGUGUUUACAGAGAGUACCAGCGGCUAGUGGAGAAGUGAAGCAGACGGGAUCAUCGAUCGCGAAGCCAGCAGUGCAGUGGUGCGAAAGAGCGCGAGAUACAACAAAAAUGGCUUCUUUCCGAAAUGCCGCACAUCACCAGAAGAGCCUGUCGGUGGAGGAGCGGGCAGAGAUGCGAGAAAAGUUUGAGGAGAUCGACACCAACAAAGACGGCUUCAUCGAGCUGAAGGAGCUGAAGGAUGCACUCGACCAGGUGGGCUUCAAGCUGCCCGGCUACCAGGUACGCCUGAUGAUCGACGAGUACUCGAACAAGCAGCGAUCGCAACACGUCGGCAAGCUGUCGUACGACGAGUUCGAGUCACUGUGCAUGGACCUGAAGGCAAAGGAUGUGGCGAGCACGUUCAAGAAGGUGGUCUCGAAGAAGGAAAACCUAGAAACGCUGGGCGGCAUGUCGGACUCGUCCGCCGCCGGUACGACACAUUCGGUGCGCGUCGAGGAGCAGCUAGCGUUUAGCGACUGGAUCAACUCGAACCUGGUGCACGAUCCGGAUCUGAAGCACCUGCUGCCGCUCGAUUCGGAGGGCAAGCUGCUGUACGACAAGAUGAAGGACGGCAUACUGCUGUGCAAGAUCGUCAACCACUCCUGCCCGGACACGAUCGAUGAGCGGGCGAUCAACAAGAAAAAUUUGACCGUGUACACCAAGUUCGAGAACCUGACGCUGGCGUUGGUGUCCUCGCAGGCCAUCGGCUGCAACAUCGUCAACAUUGAUGCGCACGAUCUCGCCAAAGGCAAGCCGCACCUGGUGCUCGGUCUGCUCUGGCAGAUUAUUCGCAUCGGGCUGUUCAGCCACAUCACGCUAGACAGCUGUCCGGGCCUUGCCACGCUCCUCUCCGAUGGUGAGCGGCUCGAGGAUCUGAUGAAGCUGUCACCCGAAGCGAUCUUGCUGCGCUGGGUCAACCACCAUCUCGAGCGGGCCGGCAUUGCCCGACGUUGCACAAACUUCCAGAGCGACAUCUCCGACUCGGAGGUGUACUCGUACCUGCUGAAUCAAAUCGCUCCCAAGGAUGCCGGUGUGAACGUGGAAGCGCUCAGAGAACAAAACGCCUUAAACCGUGCCGAAAUGAUGCUGCAACAAGCGGCCAAGCUGAACUGCCGAUCGUUUGUCACCCCGCAGGACGUCGUCAACGGAGUCUACAAGCUCAAUUUGGCCUUUGUAGCUAAUCUGUUCAACAAUCAUCCGGGACUGGACCAGCCGGAAGAGAUCGAAGGGCUAGAGUCGAUCGAGGAGACGCGCGAAGAGAAAACUUAUCGCAACUGGAUGAAUUCGAUGGGUGUCAAACCGCACGUGAACUGGCUGUACUCGGAUCUGGCGGACGGACUCAUCAUCUUCCAGCUGUUCGACAUUAUUCAGCCGGGCAGUGUGCAGUGGAAGCGGGUGCAUCAAAAAUUCACACCGUUACGGAAGUUCAUGGAAAAGCUGGAGAACUGCAACUAUGCGGUUGAGCUAGGCAAGCAGCAAAAGUUUUCGCUGGUCGGCAUUGCCGGACAGGAUCUGAGCGAUGGCAAUGCGACGCUAACGCUGGCACUUAUCUGGCAGCUGAUGAGAGCUUACACGCUUUCGAUUCUGUCCCGCUUGGCCAACACUGGCAAUCCGAUCAUCGAGAAGGAAAUUGUCCAGUGGGUGAACUCCAAGCUGCAGAGCGCAGGCAAACGGACGAGCCUGAAAAGUUUCCAAGAUCCGGCGAUCGCUGAUGGCAAAAUCAUUAUCGAUCUGAUCGAUACGAUCAAACCCGGCAGCAUCAACUACGACAACGUCCGCGACGGUGGCAACCCGGAGGAGAACUUGGAGAACGCCAAGUACGCGGUGUCAAUGGCACGUAAGAUCGGUGCACGUGUUUACGCCCUGCCGGAGGAUAUCACCGAGGUGAAGGCAAAGAUGAUCAUGACCGUGUUCGCCUGCCUGAUGGCGAUGGACUACGUGCCAAACAUGGACAGUGCGAAAUCGGCACCACCGGUCGCUGCAGUCGUGCAGGCUCCGGUUCCCCAGCAGCUUCCACAGCCACCCGUGGACAACGAACCGACGGUAGCAGCUCCAGCAGCGGUCGUAACCAACGGCACCAACGGGAACGGUACCGUCGGUGACGACGAAGAGGAGCAUAAUCUGCAAGAGGAGCCGCAGGAAGCGUCAGAGGAAUCCACCACCGUACCAGCGACCACGGCCAGCGAAACGAUACCAUCCACCUCACCUACACCGCCGCAAACCAACGAUGAGUUCGCCGAUUGAACGCCUCACGCCGUCCAGGGUGUGUUGGAAAUUAAGCAUAGAUCAUCGUAGGGAUGGGGUGAUAUGCAACGGAUUUGUGGCAGAAGCAACGCAACAUAGUGGCCACAACAGUCAAUAUAAUACCAGGUUAUAUAACGGGGGACAAAGUGAUGCAGUGUAGAGAGAGAAUUAUACCUUUCCACGCAUGUCUAUCGUGAGAAUGUGAGUUUGUAUGUAUGAUCAUGUAAUGUAUGUAUGCAUGUAUGUGUGUAUGUAUGUAUGUGUGUAUGCAUCCAAGCAAACAACGGGUGGCCGGAUGGCGUAAGCUCGUAGCUACAGGUUUGUGUGCACGUGGAUGUAAAGUAAACAGGGCUAACGAUCGUGUAAUCAAACUUCUUUGUUCUGAAGUGUAAGAACAACAUAUACAAGCAUAUAACGCGUAUGGAUGUAAUUGGUUUCGGAGGUAAUGCAAUAACAAUUAGCUAUAAUUACAUUCAUAACUUUCGUAAUAAUUGUAGGGAUAAGCAGGCAAGAUCAUCUACCAACCGUCUAAACCCCCAAACACAUACACACACAAGUAAUGUGUGACAAGAGAUAUCAGCUUCAAGCGUUUGAAUUAUUAUAAACUAUGUGGCCAUGAUGCGAGUAGCCCAAACAUAUUUGCAUAGGUCGCACGUAAGUCAACGUUGUUUGGAAUGUUUUUUGAGUUGUAUAUUUGAUUUCCUUCUUUAAUUGAUUUAAACUGAACAUUUUCAUGCAACUAACCAUUAGGCGCGGGUAACGAGAAAUUACGAAUAGCCUUCUUGACAGUCGCUGCAAAACAAUACACGUGUAAAGUACCAAUUUAAAAUGUAUAACUUAGGCUCAGAUUAACUUGCGCUACCGGCGUGGAGGGACAUAGGAGAGCAGGAUUUUUAGAUAAUUUAAUUUCAGAAAUAGUACUACGAUUGUUUAGGCAACCACAUAGUUGUCACAAAACGUUGUCGAAAAGAAGAUAAAGAUCCACAACUGUUCGAGGACGGUAUAAAAAGAAUCCACUUUCUGAACCAAAAAAUCAAUGGAAGAAGGAAUUGCACAGCACCAGGGAAUUUAAAAGUAGAAACUUUGAAAGAAUGAUUGAUUGCAAUAACACAUCCUUUCGCGCAAUCGUUUGUGGCAAUAUUUUUACCCUUUUGUUUUCGAAACUUGUUCGCUGAACAAUGGACCAUGGGUCCAUUUGUUUCAUUAAACCAAAAGACAGAAUAUUAAAAACGUAAACAAAACAAAGCAAAAAUUAGCAGUUAUGUGCCAAACUGAAAUUAAAUUGUUCACCCCCUUCACAUAAUUCACGAAACGGUGGCACAUUAUAUGCUUAGCAAUGCUUGCAAGUAACACAAUGUUGCGCCCCAUUAAAUGCACCACGUUUCCAGACGUUCCUUUGCGCACCCGAUUAACGCUCUAAAUGGUUAAAGAAUUACUAUCAACUAUUGGAACAACAUUGCAAUAAUUUAGGGACGGAAAAGAAAUUCCUAUAGGAAUAGGAAGGAACAACUAACACAUGGUUAUAUUGCUUUGCAAAUUUGCAAUUUGAUUGAAAUAGGUUCUUAAAUUUUAUUUCACUUCACUGCAAUUAGUACAUGCGAAUACAAUGCAGAGAAUUGUGUUCUCCCAUUUAUUCAUGUACAGCUAGAAUAACAAUGGCGGGGAAGGGGAGGGGAAAAUUUAUGUUAAGCAUAAAAGAAUCGCUAAACCAUGUAAAGGGCGCAUAAUUAGCGUAAAAAGGAUGACUAAACCAUUCAGAAUGAAAAAUCUAUCUGUAAAAUGCAGUAUUAGGUUCAUUGUAUUGUUCGUGAGCGUGCAAGUAUGUGUGUGUGUGUAUUGCAUCAUUCAUACCGAUGGUGUUUUAUCCGCGCACGCUCACACAUAAACACAUAAACACAGAUGUGCAUAUCGAACCACGUGGAUUGAAAAGCUUAUGUUUGAUGCUUCUUUGAAUUAUUUUAUUAGUGUUUGUUUUACCAGUAGAAUAAGAAACCGGAAUACGAAGAAACAUCUAAACAUUGGA